Mycetomoellerius zeteki is the source of this 1221-nucleotide messenger RNA. RefSeq names its product PRKR-interacting protein 1 homolog. Gene Ontology annotation, cellular component: nucleolus. Gene Ontology annotation, molecular function: protein kinase inhibitor activity; double-stranded RNA binding; protein kinase binding. Gene Ontology annotation, biological process: negative regulation of protein kinase activity. The record is from RefSeq and is a predicted model, not a curated record. NCBI's taxonomy places the organism in Eukaryota, Metazoa, Arthropoda, Insecta, Hymenoptera, Formicidae. Bases 302 to 982 code for a protein of 226 amino acids. The transcript is spliced from 3 exons.
GUUGUCACCUGUGUUGUCACAUUGCGCCGAAACUCCCGAACUCUGAAUGACUGUAUCGCAUAUUCGACUUUGAAAAAUCCCAUGACGUGAUCUGGCCGUAUUGCCUCCGGAGACUUUUGGGAGGCAGGAGCCAUUAAUUAAGAAAAAGAAGAAGAAGAUCAUAGGUUUGUGUCUUUUAUUCCUGUCCUGCACUAAAUUGGCGUUAUUGGCGUGCUAACCAACAAGUUUAUUUUGAGAGAAUCAGAAUUACGAAGAUUUAUUGCCGAGUUUAUUCACUUUUUCGUAUUCACGAAGUGGAAAAAUGUCGGACGACAAGGAAAAAGACGAAGAAAAACCUGUAGUGCCAAAAACAGCAGUGGAUCUGCAAAGAUUGAAACUAAUGAAAUUAAUGAAGAACGUUGAUAAACCGGUUAUACUACCGGAACGUCCGAAAGCUAAGAAUACACCUUCUGUACCAGAAUUUGUUCGUAAUGUUAUGGGUAGCAGUGCUGGAGCAGGUAGUGGAGAGUUUCAUGUGUAUAGACAUCUGCGACGUAAGGAGUAUGCACGGCAAAAAUUUAUUCAGGAGAAGGCAUAUAAGGAACAUUUAGAUGACGAAUACCAUCAGAAGUUGGAAGAGAAUAGAAAAUUGGCAGAGGAGGCAACGGCAAAGAAACGUGCUAAGAGAUUGAGGAAGAAGCAGGGACGUAAGCAGAAGAAACUUAUGAAAGCUAGCAAUAAGAAGGAAGACAAUGCCGUUAUGGACGAAAAGUAUAGUGAGGACGAUAGUACAGAUGAGAAUGAAGAAACUAAAACUGUAGAAAAUAGUGAAGUAACUGAAGGAAAUGACAGUUGUCCCAAGAAUGUAUCUAUGAAUGAAAGUGAAGGAACGUCAGUGACAGAAAAGGAAUCAUCAUUACCUGUGGGAAAAAAUCAAGAAGAUACGUUAAAGACACAAUCUGAGGUAUCAAGCGAAAAUAUUCAAUGUGAAGAUGGCACUUGAUAUGUAUAUAAAUAGUCCAAUAUCUCUUGUUGAAUUUGAGAUUGGAGUUUUCAUUGAAUCAUCUAAUGUGGAGUACACUCAGUCUAUGGAAAUACGAUUGACUGCACUCAUUUCUCCUGCUUUGAUCCACAAAGUCUAAAUUCAAUGAAGAAAUAUUGCUCUAAAUUUGAUCUACACUAGAGUGGAACUGAAUUGAGAGUUUCAGUGGAAACUAGAACAUUGAUAGAUUUUUUAAAGCA